Molecule: messenger RNA, 816 nt
Organism: Puccinia triticina
Lineage: Eukaryota; Fungi; Basidiomycota; Pucciniomycetes; Pucciniales; Pucciniaceae
Exons: 4
Coding region: 1-816 (271 amino acids)
Biological process (GO): translational initiation
Cellular component (GO): eukaryotic translation initiation factor 2B complex
Molecular function (GO): translation initiation factor activity; guanyl-nucleotide exchange factor activity
Source: RefSeq, a predicted model, not a curated record
AUGGCUAUCAAACGGUUCACACACGAGAUCUCGAAAGCGCAAAUCCUCAAACGAAUCGAGUCGUUUGCUUACAAACUCCAGAACAGACAGAUCCUAGGCUCUCAUGCGACUGGCUCGGAGACUAUCAAACUCCUACGGGAAGUAAUCGCGAGUGCGAAGUUCACUUCCUUCGAUCAACUAUGUGGCCAUCUUGUCGAAGUGGGCGACUUCCUAUCAGAAAUGGCUCCGAGAGUCACGAGUUUCCUUCAAGCAGCAGCCAAGAACAAGCGCAAGUUCACGGUGAUCAUCUCGGAGACGGCGCCACACUUUACGGGCCGAAAGCUAUCAAAGAAGCUGACGAAUUCGAGUCCGAAGAUCCCGAACAUCGUGAUCUCUGAUGGCUCGACCUUCGGCCUGAUCUCGCGCUGCACCAAGCUGAUCAUUGGCUGUCACAUCGUCUUUGCCGACGGUUCGAUCCUCGCCAAGUCUGGCUCCUUGGGGCUCGCCUUGGCUGCCAAAGUCCACAACGUGCCCGUCGUCGUAAUAUGCGGCAUGUUCAAGUUUGCGCCCGUCUACCUGAGCGCCGGUGAUGAAUGGUCCACCCUGGAUAUCAACACUCCAGACGAAGUCUUGGCCGUUGACGAGCUGCAAGAGCCUCAGGCUCAUUCAAGCCAGCUUUUCAAGUCAUCCAACCAGCCUACUCCUGCCCCGAUCGAAGUCAUAAACCCCUACUACGAUCACGUACCUGCUAACUUAAUCAGCCUGUUUAUCACUAACUUAGGUGGACAUCCCUCUUCGCUGGUUUACCGGUUAUUGAAAGACUUGUAUGGGGCCUAA